UGAAUUUUUUCAACUAUGAGUAAUUUUCCCGGAUUGCUUCCUGAAGUACCUAAUUUAAGUAUAGAUAGAUUUGAUGGAAAUAAUUACUAUUCUACAAUUUAUUUACUCUCACAUUGCCAUUUUGAUCAUUUAGGGGGAAUCGAUGAUCCAUGGUUUUUAGAACAUUUGUUUGAAAGAUCAGAUGUGUUUAUAUACAUGUCCGACGUAUCUGCGCAAAUUCUAAAAGGUCUUAAACCACAUCUUUCUUCAAAAAUAAAACAUUUACCUAUAAACUCUCCAACUCUACUAAAAGUGCCAUCCCAUGAUAAAAACUGUGAUACUUUUAUAAGUGUAACAUUAAUUCCUGCUGGCCAUUGCCCUGGAUCUGUGAUGUUUCUUAUAGAAACGAAUAAAAUAAUAUUAUACACCGGCGAUUUUAGAAUUAAACCACAAGAUAUUAAAAGAUUUACUGCAUUCUAUAUGCUGGGAGAUACAAAUGGUGAUGUUAAAAAUAUCGAUAAAGUUUAUUUGGAUACAACUUUUUUUCAUCCGGACCACCUAAGUUUCCCCUCAAGGGAAGAUGUUGUAAACAACUUGUUUAUCUUUAUUAGUGAAUGGUUAGAGAAGGACGAAAACAAUUUAAUUUUUUUACAUACAUGUGCUCACAUAGGAUAUGAAGACUUGUUUAUAGAACUGUAUAAGAAACUAAACAUUUCAAUUCAUGUAACUCAAAGCUCAAUUGAAUUUUACAAACACAUUCCUGAAAUAGGCAAAGCGGUUACUUUAAAUGAACAUUCAAAAAUUCAUGCCUGUAAAGACAUUAAUCCAAAACUUAGUAAAAAAAUGUGUAAAACGUAUUAUAACAAACAAAAGCAUACGCGAACCAUAAAAUUAUCUGCUUACAGAUGGACUAAAAAACGAUGCGUUGAGAAUUCUUUUUUUGAGAAAUCUAAUGAUAAUUAUAUUCAUAUGUGUUAUUCAACUCACGCCUCUUUUGAGGAAAUUAGAGAAUUUAUACUAUUUUUAAAACCCAAUGAAAUUGAACCAUGUGUCUAUCACGAUAAUGCAGAAAGAAACCAAUUAAUGGAAAAAAUAAUCCAAGAUAUUAUAAAUUCAUAUAAAGCUAAAUUAGAAACUUCCAAAUUUUUACCAGAAAAUGGCGUUUUCAAACUUAAAAAAACAGAUCAAUGUAACAAAAGAGACAUAUUGAAUUUACUAGAGACAGCACCCCCUCUUAAAAAGUUAAAGGGCUUUUCUCCAGUGUGA
Molecule: messenger RNA, 1245 nt
Organism: Agrilus planipennis (emerald ash borer)
Lineage: Eukaryota; Metazoa; Arthropoda; Insecta; Coleoptera; Buprestidae
Product: protein artemis-like
Exons: 1
Coding region: 16-1245 (409 amino acids)
Biological process (GO): interstrand cross-link repair; protection from non-homologous end joining at telomere; double-strand break repair via nonhomologous end joining
Molecular function (GO): 5'-3' DNA exonuclease activity; damaged DNA binding
Source: RefSeq, a predicted model, not a curated record